GGCUUCCGGCGCCAUUUUGUAUGGCGUUCGCGUCGCCCUUCCCUUCGAGGAGCCGUUAGAGCCGUCAUGGCGCCCCGGGAGAGACCUCUGCCGCGCGGGGGAGAGCCAUGGUAACUCCCCUGGCGAUGGCCGCGCUGCUGCUUCUUGUGCCGGCCACGGGGCGCCCAGCCCUGACCCUCGCCCGCCUGCGCGAGCUUCGGCCGGGACAUGGAGAAAAGUAUCAACAAGUAUCAAUCACAACUGUUAAAAAUUGUGCAUUCAAAACAUCAGUGAAUGUGAUCUUAAAUCAAUCAACAUUGAGAAGGAGCAGCAGAGAUUUGAAAACUUUCAAAAGAAAUUUAGAAGUACUUCGGAAAAAUGAUUAUAUGAACUGUCAACAAACAAACAUGUUAAAAUGUGUAAUUCUUUAUAGAAGAAACUUAUAUCUAAUUGCAAGGAGAAGCACACAUAUUUCAAGAAGGCAUCCAAAAACAAUUAAACAUAUUCAAGGAGGACAAUCAAGAAACAUGUGGAAUACAGUUUUGAAGAAUAGGAGAUUUGAAGUCAAAAUGAAGUGCUACAGUAUAGUCAAUGUUAGAAUUAAACCUGACACUAAAAUAAUUGAGGAAUCACAGAUAUAUGUUGAAAAUAAAUACAUAGAAACUGAGUCAUCACUGAGUUGUUUAGCACUUCAAGCAAAUAUUAUAUUAGAUGCUAUCCUAAAAUGUCAGGAAGUUUUUGAAAGCAUUAUGAAAUUAAAGUUAAAACAAGUGCUAAUGCUAAGACGACAUAUUAACACUGGAAUGUUACAAAUGAAAAAAUAUAAACAAUAUAAUGAUCAAAUGUCAGAUUAUAGCAAAGAAUGUUCUAUAGAAAACAGAAAUGUUUUUGAUAAAAUUAAUUAUGGAAUGUUUACGGAUAGAAAAAAAGUUAAUUCAGAGAAAGAAGGCCAAUAUAUGGAUUUUGGAAAUUAUGUGUUAUCCUGUCAAAGUUUUCAAUGGAUCACAAGCUUUCCUAUCAGAGAAAUGAUGAAGGUGUGGAAACAGAAAACACUAACAAAAACAAACUUGAAUGAAAACCACAGGUUUCUGUUUGUACAUGCAUGUACUUAUCAAAGAAAUAGUGAUGUACCGAUGAUGUCCUCAACACAUAACAUUGUGUCUAAUGUUCAAGAAAAUGACAUAUUCACAUUUCAAAGAAAAAUAUACAGAAACAAAAGGCUAAUUGGAAAAUGGAAAAAAGUACGAAUGCAACCUUCUGUAAUACAUCCUGUCUUUCCAAUUAUUAAGAUAGCUAUAGAAGUAUACUAUGGAAAACUUAAUUCAGAAGUCAGUCCAGCAAAACCAUCAGUCCUUAUGAUGAACACAUUGGAAUAUCUCAUACAGUCCUCCCAGAGAGGAAAAAAAUAUUCUAAUGUUACCCAGGAGAGACAUAGACAUAAAAGCCUGAAAACACUUAUGACAAGAAAGCAUCUUGAUACAGAAAAUAGGUUUCCAACAUUUUCAUAUCUCUAUAAACACAUUUCCAAUAGUCCAUUGGUUGUUAAAAGAAUGAAACGAUCAGCACAGGGAGAAACUGUACCAGUACCUGUAGAUGUUCUGAAGCGUUUAACCUCUGCUCUUAUAGCAGGUGCUACUAUUUUUGGAAUAGCUAUCUUUGCUUUGGUAUUAACAGGCUGUUACUUGUUUGAUAAAAGAAGGGAGCUUGGUCAGUUUUUUGACAUAAUGUUGAAACAUGGAAAAUCAAAAAAACACACAAAACCUGUUGAAAAUCAAAGUUCCACACCUAUUUCUGUUUCGCAAAGGUUUCAUUUAGCACAACCACAGGGAUCAAGGAGGAAUCAGACAGCAUUUGCAUCAGUGACAGCUGCUGAAGCUUACUCUAUAAAGGAAUCUGAUUUCAUUAUUGUAAAACAAAUAUAUGACAACUCUGAUUCAGAAGACAGUUCAGAAAUGUCACAUGAUCAUCAUGGUUUGACUCUAAAAUCCAGAGCGUAUGUGUUUCCUUCUCGGUCCAGUGAAAGCAUAAGAUCAUUCUGUGAUGAUGUAGGUGCUCUUUCCACUUCACUACCUUCCUCAUCAGAUGAAAUUAAAAGAGAGAAUCGCUUUACAAAUCCAUCUAAUAGUACUCUAAAAGAGAAAGAAUCAGUGCCUAAGCCAGAAUCUUCACAUGAUAACCAAGAACAGUGUACCUCUGGUGAUUUAUUAUUACAGCUAAAGAAAACAAAAGGUUCAUCAGAACCAAGCUUUUCAGGUGAAAUCACAGUAGAAAAUCAAGUCUCAAAUCUAUCUGCCACUACCCCAAAAGAAAAAGAAAUGUUUCCUGUUACACCUCAGCCAGACUCUUUACGUGGUCAUCAGGAACAAUGUACUUCUGGUGAUAUAUUGGCACAGCCAAAGAAAACAACAGAUUCUUCACAACCUUACUUGGUAGCCGAAAUCACAGUAGAAGACCAGUUUUCAAAUCUGCCUACCACUACCCCAGAAGAAAAAGCAAUAGUUCCUGUUGUAACUCAGCCAAGAUGUCAUACUCAAAAACAGUGUAUAUUUAGUGAUGUUCUGCAGGUAAAGGGAGAAUCCAUUUCAAAAUCAAAAUCUGAAAAUGACAUAAGGCCUUCUUCUAGUAGAGGAGCAUAUGUAUCUCGGUCAUUGACUCGUCUUUAUAAGUGUCCAUGAUCAGUAUCCAUGUGUCUCAUUCAAUAUUUUUAAACUUACAAAUAAUAAACCAAAUAUCCUCCAAAAAACCAAUUAUUUCAACAAAUAUGCAUACAUGUGAAUGAAGAAAUUGAAAGUCCCUGAAUAGUAGGAAUAUGUCUCAACAGCUUUAAAUGUUUUAUUCAUAUUUGGCAACAUCUUUUCUUAGAAAUUAAAUUAACUAAAUAUAUUCAAUGAUAUUGUAACUUGGGUAUGAGGAGGAAAUUAU
Molecule: messenger RNA, 2901 nt
Organism: Anolis sagrei ordinatus
Lineage: Eukaryota; Metazoa; Chordata; Lepidosauria; Squamata; Anolidae
Source: RefSeq, a predicted model, not a curated record